Messenger RNA from Penicillium digitatum Pd1, 693 nucleotides. RefSeq names its product Rhodanese-like. Gene Ontology annotation, cellular component: mitochondrion. NCBI's taxonomy places the organism in Eukaryota, Fungi, Ascomycota, Eurotiomycetes, Eurotiales, Aspergillaceae. Gene Ontology annotation, molecular function: thiosulfate-cyanide sulfurtransferase activity. The record is from RefSeq and is a predicted model, not a curated record.
AUGCCUUCGACAAUACCAUCAAAGAUCCAGCGAUCUGCUGGCGUGCUAUCCUCAGCCGCAAUCAGAAUCCCAGCGCGCAGUGCAGCAUCAUCAGCCUCGGGCUUGCACCGAACUAUCUCCGCACCGACAAGAGGACUGGUCACAUCUCAUCAGAACCGUGUCCUCCCCAGCCGUCUGGCACCAUCAUGCAGCCUCCAAACCAAGUCAAGUGCAAACCCCAAGCGUGCGCCUCCAGUGCAGACACGGUGGAAUAGCGAUGAUGCCAGCCCGGUCAAACUCCGGGAAUGGGGCUUCGAAGAUAUCAACGCCGCCCUCCCAACCUCAACACCUGACUCCCCGUCUCACAAGCCUAUAAUCCUCAUCGACGUACGCGAGCCCGCCGAACUCAAAGGCUCGGGCAUAAUUCCCUCUGCAGUGUGCAUCCCUCUCGCAUCACAGGGAGAUGCAUUGUACCUCACGCCGGACGAGUUCGAGACCCGGUUCGGGUUCGCGAAGCCUGAUCCUGCGGAGGGCGAGGGCGAGCCUGCGCAGAUGGUCUUCUAUUGCAAGGCUGGUGUGCGGGCCAAGGCAGCGGCGCAGAUGGCUGUGCAAGCUGGAUAUGACCCUGCUAAUAUUGGGGUUUAUAUGGGUAGUUGGUUGGACUGGGAGAGGAAUGGGGGAAGGGUUGAGAGGUGGGAGGGGGAUGAUAUUUGA